Messenger RNA from Eruca vesicaria subsp. sativa (arugula), 799 nucleotides. Lineage: Eukaryota; Viridiplantae; Streptophyta; Magnoliopsida; Brassicales; Brassicaceae. The record is from the annotation of a GenBank genome assembly.
GCGAAAGGCUUAUCGAGAGCUCACUCAGAGAAGAAGUGAUAAACCCUAAAUAUAAAAUCGAUUUCUCGUCCAUCUCUCUGUUGUCAAAGCUCUGUGUAGGCGGAACUACAAGAACGAGAACAUCUUUCAGAUCCGAGCUUAUCAUUUUACUUGCCCUUAACCAUGUCGAGGAGAAAGACGAGAGAGCCGAAAGAAGAGACAGUGACUCUCGGACCAGCUGUUCGUGAUGGGGAGCAAGUCUUUGGUGUUGUCCACAUCUUCGCUUCUUUCAACGACACUUUCAUUCACGUUACUGAUUUGUCUGGACGUGAAACCCUUGUCCGUAUCACUGGCGGAAUGAAGGUGAAGGCUGACAGGGAUGAGUCCUCACCAUACGCAGCUAUGCUUGCUGCUCAAGAUGUUGCUCAGCGUUGCAAGGAGCUUGGAAUCACCGCUAUGCACGUGAAGCUCCGUGCCACUGGUGGAAACAAGACCAAGACACCUGGUCCUGGUGCUCAGUCCGCUCUUAGAGCUCUUGCCCGUUCUGGCAUGAAGAUUGGCCGCAUUGAGGAUGUUACUCCAGUCCCAACGGACAGUACCCGCCGAAAGGGUGGAAGGAGAGGAAGGAGGCUCUGAGUUUUUUCUUUUUGGCUUGGGCAAUUUAGCUCUUUGAUUCAGUUUGUCAGAACAAUGUUUUCUUCAGUUUUGUGAAAGAGUUUCGAAGUUUAAUGCUUUUUGUUGUGGAACAACAUUUCCUGUUAAAAUUCAGUCUAUGGCGUUUGCGAAUGAUUUCAAUAGUUAUUGGUUUUAAAAGUCAUCA